AUGCUCGAUAUUCGAUUGUUGAUUGGAGCUAAUAUGAGAAGAGUAAGUGAGAAAAAUUCUAACUUUCUAGUCAGAAAUUGAUUAAAUUCAAGCUUUUCCUGAUUAAAAUCUUGAAAACUCUUGAUUUUAUCAGGUUUCUAUUUGAAUUUCAACUGGGUUUUAAUCAAAACUUGGAAUUUUCAGGUAAAAAGAUUGCUGCAAUAAACAUCGUCAAGAUUAUCGGGCGAUUCUCCUUUGACGGACGCGAAAACCAUUGCCAAUUCCUUCUAAAUUUUCAAUGCUCACGAAAUAUAUGAGCGUCUGGAUUUCUUGGUAAUUAGAAGUGGCCCAGAAUCGUUGACACAUCUGAAAAACAACGGAUCGAUAGAGGUUUUGGGGUUUUCGACUGAGAGAAUGCUGAUCGAAUUAUGCUAUUUUGGAUGAGUUCAAAACAAGAUGAAAAUGACUGGAAGGGCAAAAAAUAUUUGGAUAUGAAUUGAGCAAAAAAUUGAUGGCACUGAUAUUUGUAAGCAUUUUGGAUUUGAAAAAUUGAACUAUAACGUGGCGAAUUUUACGAUUUUCAAUGUUUUCACCCAGGAAUUGUACAUAAUAAGCUACAAUUGUUUCUGACGAGGGAAGUGUGUGAGCUGUCUGCGGAGAUUUUGAAUGAGAAUUUUCUGAAAGUUGCGUUUUUGAGAGCCCGUAACUCUUGUUAGAGAAGUUUUCAUUAAAAACUGAAUCCGGGGCGAUGUUCAGAAGGGUAUAUUACCAAACUCAAAAAUUUUGACAAAAUUUUCAAAUGUGCAAUCACCUAGGCCUAUUUUUUGAGCCACGAAAUUUUUUCCAAAAAAAUAUGGAGUUGAUAACCAAAAACUUGUGAUUUUGGUAAAUUGACCCUCCUGAACAACGUCAUGCAUUAAGUUUUUCUUUAAAAAAUCUUCUCUAAAAUGAGUUGUGGGCUCUCAAAACCACGAAUUUUCACAAAAUCUCAAUUCUUGGCUCAUUUUUCGGAUCAGGAACUUUCUCAGCGUGAAAAAUUCUACAAAAUGGUAUAAGUACGCCGCAUUGAAAAUCUCCCAGGGCCAUUCACACAUUUUGCUCGUGAGCUAAUUUUCUUGGCUCCACCCGGACCUUGUUAGAAGCGUCGUGUUCAACGCGACAAGCUCGCUCUAUAACACUGUGUUUUCCAAAAACCGUUAUCAUCCAAAUAUUUUUUCAGAUCAAAAGAUCAGCGCUGAACGAAUUGAUCGAUAAUAUCACAACAACAAAAGAAUGGUCUCCCGAAACAUCUUCCGCGUUUUCCCGCCAUCCGAAAACUUUGAAUUCGAUCCAGAAGAAGACGAGCCAAUUCUCGAAGUCUCUUGGCCACAAUUGCAACUCAUCUACGAGCUCUUCUAACGAUUACUCAAAUUGCCCGAUUUUUUUGGCAAAAAGUAUAUCUAUCAGCGAUUUGUGCUGAAAUUAUUGGAUUUGUUCGAUUCGGAAAAUCCAAGAGAACGCGAUUUUCUGAAAAUUGUUUUGCAUCGAAUUUAUGACAAAUUUUUGGGAUUGAGAGCUUUCAUUCGUAAUGUUUUUGAGGUGAGAAAUUUGGAAAAUUAAAAAAAAAUUUGCAUAGAAAAAUUAGAACUUCUCUAAAAAAAGGUUUUUCUGAAAAAUUCAUGUAAUUUUAUUGAAUUAAUUAAUUUUUUCUGAAUUCUCAGAAAAAUGAACUGAAAGCUAUGCCCAAUUUGUUUAUUUUUAUUCAAAAACUAUGAAUUUUUCAGAAAAAAAUCAACAAUUCCAAAUGUAUUCAAUAUAUCGAUCAAUAUUGUUCCAUAUUUGCUCUCUAUAUUGGUAAGUUGUUGAAUUUUAAUGAAAACUUGCAUGAAAUUCUGAAUUUUUAAUUUGAAACUGAUAAAAUGUCUAUUUUUCUUGAUUUUCUUUGUGAAAAUCUUGAAAAAUAUUUAAUUUUAUCAGUUCCAAAUUGAAAUUUCAGCGGAGAUGCGGAAGCUAUGCCCAAUUUUUGAAUUUUUAUUCAAAAAACUUUAAAUUUUCGAAUAUUAAAUUAAUUGAUCCUUUUUUUCAGAUUAAAAUCAACAAUAUGAAAUGGUUCCAAUAUAAUUGUGCUGAAAGUUUCGAGUUUUGAUCGAAAAAAUAGGUAAGUUUUGAUAACUGACAUGAAAUUCUGGAAUUUUAAUUUGAAACUGAUAAAAUGUCUAUUUUUCUUGAUUUUUUUUAAUUGAAAAUCAGGAAAAAUAUUUAAUUUUAUCAGUUACAAAUUGAAAUUUCAGCGGAGAUGCGGAAGCUAUGCCCAAUUUUUGAAUUUUUAGAGAAAAACUUUAAAUUUUCGAAUAAUAAAUUAAUUGAACUUUUUUUUCAGAUCGACUUACAACAAUAUGAAUUGGCUCAAUUGAAUUGUGCAAAGAUAGUCGAGUUUUGAUUCAAAAAUUGGUAAGUUUUGAUAAUUGACAUGAAAUUCUGGAAUUUUAAUUUGAAACUGAUGAAAUUUCUAUUUUUCUUGAUUUUUUUAAUUAAAAAUCUUGAAAAAUGGAUGAUUUCAUCAGUUACAAAUUGAAAUUUCAGCGGAGAUGCGGAAGCUAUGCCCAAUUUUUGAAUUUUUAUUCAAAAACUUUAAAUUUUCGAAUAAUAAAUUAAUUGAACCUUUUUUUCAGAACAAUAUCAACAAUUCACAUUGGUUCCAUUCAAUUGUUCCAAGAUUUUCGAGUUUUGAUUCAAAAAUUGGUAAGUUUUGAUAAUUGACAUGAAAUUCUGGAAUUUUAAUUUGAAACUGAUGAAAUUUCUAUUUUUCUUGAUUUUUUUUAUUGAAAAUCAGGAAAAAUAUUUAAUUUUAUCAGUUACAAAUUGAAAUUUCAGCGGAGAUGCGGAAGCUAUGCCCAAUUUUUUGAAUUUUUAGAGAAAAACUUUAAAUUUUCGAAUAAUAAAUUAAUUGAUCCUUUUUUUCAGAACAAUAUCAACAAUUCACAUUGGUUCCAUUCAAUUGUUCCAAGAUUUUCGAGUUUUGAUUCAAAAAUUGGUAAGUUUUGAUAAUUGACAUGAAAUUCUGGAAUUUUAAUUUGAAACUGAUGAAAUUUCUAUUUUUCUUGAUUUUUUUAUUGAAAAUCAGGAAAAAUAUUUAAUUUUAUCAGUUACAAAUUGAAAUUUCAGCGGAGAUGCGGAAGCUAUGCCCAAUUUUUGAAUUUUUAGAGAAAAACUUUAAAUUUUCGAAUAAUAAAUUAAUUGAUCCUUUUUUUCAGAACAAUAUCAACAAUUCACAUUGGUUCCAUUCAAUUGUUCCAAGAUUUUCGAGUUUUGAUUCAAAAAUUGGUAAGUUUUGAUAAUUGACAUGAAAUUCUGGAAUUUCAAUUUGAAACUGCUAAAAUUUCUAUUUUUCUUGCUUUUUUAUUGAAAAUCAGGAAAAAUAUUUAAUUUUAUCAGUUACAAAUUGAAAUUUCAGCGGAGAUGCGGAAGCUAUGCCCAAUUUUUGAAUUUUUAGAGAAAAACUUUAAAUUUUCGAAUAAUAAAUUAAUUGAUCCUUUUUUUCAGAACAAUAUCAACAAUUCACAUUGGUUCCAUUCAAUUGUUCCAAGAUUUUCGAGUUUUUGAUUCAAAAAUUGGUAAGUUUUGAUAAUUGACAUGAAAUUCUGGAAUUUCAAUUUGAAACUGCUAAAAUUUCUAUUUUUCUUGAUUUUUUUUAUUGAAAAUCAGGAAAAAUAUUUAAUUUUAUCAGUUCCAAAUUGGAAUUUCAGCGGAGAUGCGGAAGCUAUGCCCAAUUUUUGAAUUUUUAGAGAAAAACUUUAAAUUUUCGAAUAAUAAAUUAAUUGAUCCUUUUUUUCAGAACAAUAUCAACAAUUCACAUUGGUUCCAUUCAAUUGUUCCAAGAUUUUCGAGUUUUGAUUCAAAAAUUGGUAAGUUUUGAUAAUUGACAUGAAAUUCUGGAAUUUUAAUUUGAAACUGAUGAAAUUUCUAUUUUUCUUGAUUUUUUUAAUUAAAAAUCUUGAAAAAUAGUUAAUUUUAUCAGUUACAAAUUGAAAUUUCAGCGGAGAUGCGGAAGCUAUGCCCAAUUUUUGAAUUUUUAGAGAAAAACUUUAAAUUUUCGAAUAAUAAAUUAAUUGAUCCUUUUUUUCAGAACAAUAUCAACAAUUCACAUUGGUUCCAUUCAAUUGUUCCAAGAUUUUCGAGUUUUGA
Caenorhabditis angaria is the source of this 4143-nucleotide messenger RNA. NCBI's taxonomy places the organism in Eukaryota, Metazoa, Nematoda, Chromadorea, Rhabditida, Rhabditidae. The record is from the annotation of a GenBank genome assembly.